UCAAAGGUAUCUCUGUGUGACAUGGAAACAAAGGAAUCUUAUGUAAAUACCUUCAGAUCAAAGUAAUGGGCUUCUACACUUUACAUUGGAUAAUAAAGGGUUAAUAGACAUAAAUACAAUAAAUAUUUCACAAUAUCUAUUCCCCUCUCUCUCACCUCUCUGAUUCAGAGAGAUUGGGUUAAAUGUGGAAGACACAUUUCCGUUGAAAGCAAUCAGUUAUACAACUAACUAGGUGUCCCCCUGUCCCCUUUCUAUCACAGACACGCUCUCUCUUUCUUGAUCAAAGGACCCCCUUUCACAAAAUUCCAGUCCAACACCGACUACAGUAGGUUACUAAAUGCCCUUAAAUGCGGAAGUGAACUGUGACAGAGAGUGAGACCGUAGCCAAUAAGGAAAGCCUGUCGUUUGAAAGGUGACAGUUCGGGCUGGAAGUCAGAAGACUGUGGCUCGGGAAGGAUUGGCUCUACGGGUUAAAGUUGUCAGCAACAAAAAGUUGAAGUCGGAUUUAGUCUGUUUUGAAGACUGAGUGGAUUUGUCACGUCGUGAACAUAAACCUGUAUGAUUUCAGCUCGUCGUCAUUGUAGGAUAACCGAUGUCAGAUGUCCGUCUCCAUGUCUAGUCUGGAGAGCCCGCGGUCCUCUCAGUUUACCUUUGAGUCCUCAGUGCACAGCUGCCACGUGCUGCGUUGCCUGGACGACCAGCGGAGGCGUGACCUGCUGUGUGACGUCACGGUGGUGGUGGAGGGGACGAGCUUCAGGGCCCAUCGCUCUGUGCUGGCUUCCUGCAGCAAAUAUUUCACACACAGGGUCUCCUCCCACGCGGGCCCAGGGCUCGUCAUCACCCUGCCUCAGGAGGUGACGGCGAGUGGCUUUGAGCCCCUGCUGCAGUUUGCCUACACAUCCAAGCUGCUCUUCAGUAAAGCUACUGUCAUGGAGAUACGACACUGUGCCUCUAUUCUGGGUUUCAGGGAUCUGGACUCGGCCUGUUUCGACUUCCUGUUGCCCAAGUUCUUCAGCAGCAGUAGGGCCUCCUUCCAGAGGAAGUCCUGCUGUAAGACACGGUGCAGGAGACAGUCGCCCAGGGCGGAGCUGAGCGACAUCGACACUAACAAGGAUGACAAAGGGGUUCGGGUGGUUUCUGAUUCGCCCGUUGAACAGGAUGUGGGUGGAGCCCCAUGCCAAAGCAGCCGACCAACAAAUGGCGUGACAGGAUGUAAAAGCGAAACCCACGUCCCUCCUCCUGAAGUCAACAGCCAAUCAGACGCCCAGACUGACUAUCCCCUGCGGUGCCCCAAGUCCUGUAAGUUCCAGCUGGCUUGUGGGAAGGACAGUGUGUCUCUGGAGGUCUGCAGCCCAGAAACAGCCCUUGAUUCCCCAGUGGUCACCGAGGAGGGCUGCCCUCUGCCUCAGUCCCGGUCCUGUCUACCUUGCUCCUGUAGUGGGGGCUGUAAGGAGGGUCCUACAGUGAAGAUCUCUGGAGAGAACUCCUCCCAUUGCGCACAGACUAACCAGGCAGGACAUGGAGAGGUUGAGGAGAGGAAAGGAGAGGAGGAUGGGGAAAAGAGAGAGGCAGACGGGGAGAACGUAGACAAGCACGAGAGGGUAGGAGAGGUGGAAGAGAGGAGGAGAGAAGCAGAGGAGGCUUCUGGAGUCAGCUGCCUUAGAUCUCCCCUCAUGGAGGUUUCCAGUGUCAGCUGUGAACGGAGCCCACGGUUGGAUGAGGGGACAGUGGGUACUACAUCACACCGAUGCCCCCUUGAGGAACCUGGGCUUGGCCAUCAGAGCCCUGCAGGUGUGGAGGAAGGAGGUUGUGUUCUAGGUGGUAGAGGGCACCAUGACGGGUUAGAUCCAGCUGUCUCCAUCCCUAGUCAGCCAAACACAGAACAGGAGCAGGGAAGGAGAGGACAGGGAGAGGAAGAGAGGAGAGAGAGCGGAUGGGAAGAGAGGAGCAGCAUGGAGACGGAGGGAGGUGAGUUAUACUGGGAGAGAGGGAGAGAGAGUGGAUGGGAAGAGAGGAGCAGCAUGGAGACGGAGGUGGCUGAACACUUGGCCCAUGGUCUUUGGUCAGACCUCUCCUCUCCUCCUCCUUCCCUCCUCCGGGACUCGCUACCUGAGACUGGGCCGGAGACUGGGCCGGAGACUGGGCCGGAGACUGGGCCUGAGACUGGGCCUGAGAACAUCCAGGGCAGCAGCUCCACCUUGAACCCCCGGAGCAUGAGCCCCAAGUUGGACUGGCUGUACCUCACCUCCAGCACCGGGGACUGUCCUUUCCUCCAUGGCCUGGACAGAGGGAUGGACAUGGGAAUGGACAGUGGGACAGACAGGGAGAUGGACAGAGGGACAGGGUCAGGGGACGCCCAGCUGCCGGGCUGUGAGGGGUCAUCCCAGUCAGAGAAGAGUCCCUGCGUGUCCUCUUUGAGCUCUGGGGAUGAUGGAGACUCAGACGGCUUCGAUACGGAGGGAGACAGUGAGUCCUGUUCCUACAGCCAGAAGGCUAGGGAGUUACAGCUGCCAUUCUCUGUAGGUCAGAUUUUGGCGUUGAGCAGGAAUGACUUCCAGCUGACGUUGAGACACCAGACUCUGACCAGAGAACAGCUGGACUUUGUCCACGACGUCCGACGCAGGAGUAAGAACCGCACCGCAGCCCGGCGCUGUCGGAAGAGGAAGCUGGACUGUAUACACAACCUGGAGUGUGAGAUCGACAAACUGAGGACAGAGAAGGACCAUCUCAUGUCAGAGAGGACCAAUCUGAUCCAGAUGAAACUGAAGACUUGGCAAAGUGUGUCUGAACUGUGUCAGGGGGUCUGCAGCGAGUCCGCCCUGAGUCCCGAACAACUCCAGGUCCUAGCCUCCCCAUAUUGCCCUGUCUCUGCUCUCAUCCCCCCCACAGACCCAGCCUCCCCUGGGUUAGAGGGACUACUACAGCCCCUGGCUUCUCUCUCGGCCUGCUCCUCAGCCUCAGAACCCCUAGAAUCUUAGACCAGCUGUCCCAAGGACACACCCAUAGGGGAGGAGCUAUCAGGUGAUUGGACAGACCCUCAGGUACAUACCUGUGAACAGGUGACUGAUACCUUGCCCAUGGAACAGUGUGACCAACAAAGGUGUUAGUCCGGACACCUGUAGCGACCACCAUCAUCUUCAUCAUCACCAUCAUGACCACCAUGUUCUGCUUAUAAUAGGCAAUAACUCCUAAACAGAGGAAACAUUUCUAACCACUAGGCUACCUGGGGGAGGCAGGUAGCCUAGUGGUGGGAGGUAGCCUAGUGGUGGCACGUAGCCUAGUGGUUAGAGUAGGUAGCCUAGUGGUUAGAGUAGGUAGCCUAGUGGUUAGAGUAGGUAGCCUAGUGGUUAGAGUAGGUAGCCUAGUGGUUAGAGUAGAUAGCCUAGUGGUUAGAGUAGGUAGCCUAGUGGUUAGAGUAGGUAGCCUAGUGGUUAGAGUAGGUAGCCUAGUGGUUAGAGUAGGUAGCCUAGUGGUUAGAGUAGGGAGCCUAGUGGUUAGAGUAGGGAGCCUAGUGGUUAGAGUAGGGAGCCUAGUGGUUAGAGUAGGGAGCCUAGUGGUUAGAGCAGGUAGCCUAGUGGUUAGAGCAGGUAGCCUAGUGGUUAGAGUAGGGAGCCUAGUGGUUAGAGUAGGGAGCCUAGUGGUUAGAGUAGGGAGCCUAGUGGUUAGAGUAGGGAGCCUAGUGGUUAGAGUAGGGAGCCUAGUGGUUAGAGUAGGGAGCCUAGUGGUUAGAGUAGGGAGCCUAGUGGUUAGAGUAGGGAGCCUAGUGGUUAGAGUAGGGAGCCUAGUGGUUAGAGUAGGGAGCCUAGUGGUUAGAGUAGGGAGCCUAGUGGUUAGAGUAGGGAGCCUAGUGGUUAGAGCAGGUAGCCUAGUGGUUAGAGCAGGUAGCCUAGUGGUUAGAGCAGGUAGCCUAGAGGUUAGAGCAGGUAGCCUAGUGGUUAGAGCAGGUAGCCUAGUGGUUAGAUUGUAGUAACCGAAAGGUUGCAGUAUCGAAUCCCCGAGCCGACAAGGUAAACAUCUGUCGUUCUGCCCCUGAACAAGGCAGUUAACCCACUGUUCCUAGGCCGUCAUUGUUCUUAACUGACUCGCCUAGUUAAAUAAAGGUAAAAUAAAAAAUGAACUAAAAUAA
Messenger RNA from Salvelinus fontinalis (brook trout), 4126 nucleotides. Its product is annotated as transcription regulator protein BACH1-like. Lineage: Eukaryota; Metazoa; Chordata; Actinopteri; Salmoniformes; Salmonidae. Bases 600 to 2978 code for a protein of 792 amino acids. Gene Ontology annotation, molecular function: protein binding; DNA-binding transcription factor activity, RNA polymerase II-specific; RNA polymerase II cis-regulatory region sequence-specific DNA binding. The record is from RefSeq and is a predicted model, not a curated record. The transcript is spliced from 6 exons. Gene Ontology annotation, biological process: regulation of transcription by RNA polymerase II.